Messenger RNA from Macadamia integrifolia, 507 nucleotides. Its product is annotated as basic salivary proline-rich protein 2-like. Gene Ontology annotation, biological process: floral organ abscission. The transcript has a single exon. NCBI's taxonomy places the organism in Eukaryota, Viridiplantae, Streptophyta, Magnoliopsida, Proteales, Proteaceae. The coding region runs from base 1 to 507 and encodes 168 amino acids. The record is from RefSeq and is a predicted model, not a curated record.
AUGGCUAUGUUAACAAUGAAGGUUUUGGUGCUUAUCUUAAUUCUAUCACCGGCCAUCAAUGGUGUUGUUGAAGCUAGAGCUGGUUCUGACUGGUUUACCUAUCUUCCUAAAGGAGCUCCAAUCCCUCCAUCUGGCCCAUCCUGUCCACCGGCUCGUGAACGGUUCCAUUUUCUUCCUAAAGGAGCUCCAAUCCCUCCAUCUGGCCCAUCCGAUCCACCGGCUCGUGAAGGGUUUCAUUAUCUAUCUAAAGGAUCUCCCAUCCUUCCAUCUGGUAUAUCCGAUCCACCGGCUAAUGAAGGUUUCCAUUAUCUACCUAAAGGAGCUCCAAUCCCUCCAUCUGGUCCAUCCGAUCCACCGGCUCGUGAAGGGUUCCAUUAUCUUCCCAAAGGAUCUCCAAUCCCUCCAUCUGGUCCAUCUCAUCCACCAGCUCGUGAAGGGUUCCAUUAUCUCCCUAAAGGAGCUCCAAUCCCUCCAUCUGGUCCAUCCGAUCCACCGGCUCAUGAUUGA